AUGUCAACUAAUCUUCAAACUCAUAACACUUAUAAUGAUAACAGUAAAAUACAAAAUACUGAAAAUUUUACUUUGACCAGUUUUAACUUUGAAAGACCCUUUGAAGAAGACAACGAAAAUGUAAUCUCUAAAUUACUUCAACGUGUGAAAACUUCGUUUAGUAUUCCUGGUGGUAAUUCAACAACAAUUUAUGCAUCUACACAAGUUCUACCCAAAAAUACUACUGACAUCACAAAAAAUAACAACAGUUCACCAACUAAACCUUCUGUGACUUCGCUUUUAUUACCUGACAAGGAAAAAAAAGGUUUUGUUCAAGGCGUAACACUCGCACCACCUGUUAUAUCUUUCGAAGCUGCAUUAUUUGACAAUGCUCCGGUGCUUUUAUUAGAGUCAGAACCUAUGACACAAGAUUAUUCAACAAAGUAUGGCAAUUUAAAUGAUUCUACCAAUUUAAUAUCUGAAAAGGCCAACGGUGUUCAACAUCUCACAACUACAUUAUUUGAUCAACAAUAUCAAGUCAGAUAUUUGAAUGAUGCAUUUGAUUCAAGAGUAGUAAAACCAUUUCAAAUUAAUUCAUCAUCUGUUAUCAAAAAAAACUCGGUCAGUAAAGCUAUUCGCAGAAUACGCGGCGAGGGUGUCAAUAGAGUUUAUUGGAUGGCUGAUGAUACUUGUAAAGAAUGUUAUGAUUGUCAAAUAUUUUGUUACAAAUGCUCCUCCAAUAUAAUAUCUGGCGCAAGAUUUAAUCAUAAUGGAUCAAUAAGGGUUUGUAAUUAUUGCCAUGAUGAAUAUUCUGAUUUUGAAUCAGAUAUAAGGCAAAAUGACAUCUCACUUAUGAUCCCUCAAAGGCAACUUCAAUUAACAAUGUUUUCAGACAACUAUAAUGUCAUUAGCCCUAAUCCACAACCGGAAUUUUCUUAUUCAUUGGCACCUCCAACACCUGGUCUUGUGAAUCAAAGAGCUCCAUCUCCUGAUACAAUUUCAAUUAACGAUGGUAUCAAAAAAAUGUUGGUGGUUGGUUCCUCAUUAUUUAUGACAAGAUCUAGAUCAAAUACAGCCGUAGAUGACAGUAAUACAUUUUUAUCAUCGUCACCUGCACCAUUUAGACAUAGCCUACCGGAAGAAGAUAAAGUAACUCCUGCUGCAAAUGCUGAGGCUGUCUUAGAUCCUGAAAUCGCCCCAUUCAUGAGCAAUGAUGAUGAUUGUAACGUUAAUUAUGAUUCACUAACCAAUCAAUCUUAUCUUUCUGCUGUUUCGUAUCUUAAUAAUGAUUCUGCUACUCCAACACCUGUUGCCUCAGAAUAUGCUGGAAGUGAUGAUGAAUCUUCCGAUUAUAACAAAUUACAAGCAAAAAAUUUGCAAAAACCUCAAAGAAAUGAAGAUACUAGAGCCAUUUAUCCAAAAGAUAAAAAUUAUUCUUCUAAUCAUAGAAGAAGCAUUUCUAAUGCUCGUCCAACUCGUCCCAUGAAAAGAGGUGUCUAUAUUAAGCAAAUCAAUACAAACGUCAUGGAUUUCUCACAGAUGGAACCAAGACCAUCCUCGCCUCUUAACAUCCGUCAUAACAAGUCACCCUCAGUUCCUGUAAAACUUGAAGUGAAUCCUAUUUCUCUGCAACACAUGAGACAAUUUUUACGUCAACUUCUUCAAGAAUCUCAGAUAGAUUUAUCUGGAGGAUGGGAAGAUGUCAUAAUGAAAUUAGUGAUGAAGGUGGCUGAUAAUUUAAAUCCAAAUGUUCGUAAUGGUGAUGAAAUUGAUAUUCGUCAUUAUGUUAAAAUUAAAAAAAUUCCUGGAGGAGCACCUCAAGACUCUGAAUAUGUACAUGGAAUUGUCUGCACGAAAAAUUUAGCACAUAAAAAGAUGCCCCGUUUUCUUGUGAGUCCUCGGGUGCUCAUAUUAACUUUUGCCUUGGAGUAUCACAGGGUAGAAAAUCAAUUAAUGUCAUUAGAUCCCGUGAUUGCUCAGGAGGAGGAACAUUUAAAAAAUUUAGUUGCUCGUAUUUCCGCAUUAGCACCUCAUUUGGUCCUAGUUGAAAAAACUGUUGCUAGAAAAGCUUUACAGUUUUUAUUAGAGAAAAAUAUAUCCGUUGCGUUAAAUGUUAAAUCGUCUGUUAUAGAGGCUGUUGCUCGUUGUUCAAGGGCAGACAUUAUAUCAAUUGAAAAGUUGACUUCGGAGCCAAAAUUAGGGAAAUGUGGAUCAUUCUCUGUUAAAACUUUUGUUCAUCAACUUAUUCCAGGUAGAAGAAAAACUUAUCUAUAUUUUGAAAAUUGUCCGAGAGAGCUAGGUUGUACAAUAGUGUUGCGAGGUGGUGAUAUAAAUACAUUGAAAAAGAUCAAACAAAUUACUGAUCUUAUGGUUUUUGUGGUUUACAACCUUAAAUUGGAAACAGCUUUGUUGUUAAAGCAAUUCGCAAGAUUAAAUUACGAUCUAAAUUUGGUUGAUAGAAAAAAUGAUGACGAAGAUUGUAAAAGUAAAAGCCUUGGUAUUUCAAAGCAGACACAGGAUAUUGUAAGACCAUAUGAAACUAGGAUUCUUUCAGUGUCACCAUUUAUCAAAUUUCCUCCUCCUUAUUUGCUUACAAAAAUGAUACAAGCUGAGCGUAAAUUAGCAGAAUUAAAUCAGAAACAUGUUUCAGGAUGGCAAACUGGUUCUUUAAAAGAUAGUGAGAAAUCACAUCCGUCACAAUCGAGCUCAGUUACUGGAUUAUCUGGUAUUCUACGUACUCCAGAACAGGUCUGUGCCGAAGGGGAGUAUAAUGAUGCAUAUGAUGAAUAUGAUUAUCAGGCUAAAGCAUGGAAAAGUCAUACAUUUAAUAAUGUUGUUAGUCCUUAUGCCUUUCAAAAUAUCACGAUAUUAUAUACAAAAUUUUGUGAAGAAACUCAUAAACCAUGUAUAAGACCUGAAAUUUUAGUUAUGGAGUAUUACGGAGAAUCUGAUCGUACAAUUGGCCAAUAUAUUGAAGACUUGAUUACUAACUCUACUAGUAUUUGUCAAAAUUGUUAUAAGCCAAUGUUCUUACAUUAUCAAAGUUUUUGUCAUGGAAAUUCUAGAAUUACUGUGCAUCUUAUGGAAUAUAAAAAUUUAGGACAUCAUGAUGUACACGAAUUUGAAAAUUGUAUUUUAACAUGGAGUUACUGCAAAAAAUGUGAAAAACCAACUCCGGUCAAAAAAAUGUCAGAUGAUGCAUGGAAGUACUCAUUUGGAAAAUAUCUUGAACUGUCGUUUUAUCAAACAGAAUUGGAAAGUUGCAAUGAAAAUUGCCAACAUGAUGUAUUCAAGGAUCAAGAAAAAUGCUUUGCAUUUAAUAAUCUUGCAAUAAAAUUUGAAUAUGAAGCUAUCAAGCUAAUGGAAGUACACGCACCACCUAAGCACCUAUACUAUAAGCCUGAAGUUCAUAUUCGACUAAAAAAUCAAGAUUUAGAUACAAUUCGCAAUAAGAUUACAAGUUAUUGGGAUUCUGUAGCUGAUCGAAUCAAAAACUUUAACUAUGAUUUUGUUGAACUCGAUAAAAUCGAAUGUUGUAAACAAGAAUUAUUAGAAAUGUCUAGAAGAGUUGUGACUGAAAGGCGAUACAUGUUACAAAAGCUUCAACAGACAUAUGUGAACAGCGCACCCGAAGACACAUUGGAAUUAAAUAAUGUAAUGUAUGUGCUCCAGGAGAAAGUGACAGUUUGGGAUAAAUAUUUCGAUGAAAUUGCAAGACAAUAUUUUCCUCGAUUAACGACAAAACAAUUAAAAAGAUUUUUUGAGGUCAAACAAUAUGUUAUGCCAUUGGGACAUGGUUAUCCUGGCUCACUUUUAAAUGACCUACCGUUGAUAAAUAUGGAUCCUGAUGAUACUGACAGAGUGGAUGAAGAAUUGUUGGGACCAACGAUAUUUCCAAAAUUAAGUGGUUCACCCACUAGAGGAUUAUUAUUGAACGAGACAAAGGAUAUUGAAUUGUACCAUGAAGAUGAAAUUGAAAACUUGGAAAAUGAUAUCGAAAAGGCCAAUUCGCAAGUUUCAAUGUUCCCAUUCAUGGAUCCUAAAAUCUCAAGACGUUUGUCAAUGAAAUGGAUGAAAGAAUCUAAAACCUUUCAAUCGCCAAUAAAAUCAAACAAUGCAUCUGAAUCGAUUUUCACAUUAAUAGCUGACCAACAAGAAGAUUCACAAGCUGAGGUUGAGUUUACGCAAGAGCCAGAAGUAAUUCCAAGAUUGAUCCCUUCAACAAUAAAAAAGCAACCAAGAAAUCUAUUCUCAUCUUAUAUCAAUUUCACUAUGUUUGAUGAUACAAAAGAAACUAUGCAAAAUAAACAUGAUUUUCAACCAAUUGGACCGCUUGCACCAACUACGCCACCAAUAUCAUCUUCAUCAUUACCAUCACUAUCUACUCAAUUAAGUCGAAUACCACUUAUUGAUGAUAAAGAAACCAAAAAAGUUCAACUUGAUCGUUUUGCACAAAAAAGAUCAUCCCUAAAAAAAAUUCAACCCUUAGAAUUAAAAGGCGCACAAAAUAAUAACAAUCAUAAUAAGAUGGGUGCAUUACAUAAACCCAGGCACCGAAGACCAACUAUCUUAACAUCAAAGCCUACAAUUGAGAUAUUCCGCAAUGUUAGUACGGCAACAGCAGAAGAAUCGGAUGAAGAUUUUGAGGAGGUGGAUGAUAAUUAUGAAAAAAAUUUAGAGGACAAAUAUCAAAUUUUUUCAUUGAAUAGUACAGAUGCUUUUGAUGAGUCAUUGGGAAAUGAAGAAAUUUUUGCAGCGCGUACUCAUGAAACAUCUGCUGAAUCAUUCGUCCAUCAUUCAGCUUUGACAUUUUUAGGCCCAGAGUUCAAUGAGCCUACUUCAGGAGAUCAUCAAAAUCUUAAUAACAACAGUUCUGGAGUAGUAAUGCCUCUGAUGAGAUCUCUCACAAACCUUUUAACUGAUAGGAAAGCCUUUAAACCUUUAAAAUAUCCUUUAAAUCCAACAGAGCAUGUAUUUCCCAAUUCCCAAAUUAUUGUGAGGGAGGAUGAACCUGGAUCUAUCAUUGCAUUUGCUUUAAAUUCACAAGAAUAUCUUGAAAAAUUAAAGAAUGUGCGGUCAAUAAAUCAAACAUUUAUAACAGAAGAUGAUAAAUUUGGUAGUAAAGGUUCAAGUUGGGGAAUUUUAAAUGUUGAUGAGGGUGCUAAUUUUGACGAUGAUUUAAUUUCACAUAUGAAAUGUCAAUUAAAGGAUGGGUCUACGCAAUUUUUUUGUAAAAUAUUUUGUGCAGAACAAUUUGAUAAUUUACGUCGAAAAUGUAAUUGUGAAAGCACAUAUAUACAAUCACUCGCACGAUGUGUUAAAUGGGACUCGUCAGGUGGUAAAUCAGGGUCUGCUUUCUUAAAGACAAGAGAUGAUCGAUUGGUUAUGAAACAAAUGUCUCGUAAUGAGAUGGACGCUUUCUUGAAAUUUGCUCCAAAAUAUUUUGAACACAUGUCGAAUGCUUUAGACAAUGAGUCAACCGUUUUGUCAAAGAUAUUUGGUUUUUAUCGCGUUGGUUAUAAAAAUGAACAUACAGGGAAAAGCAUGAAAAUUGAUCUUAUUGUAAUGGAAAACUUAUUUUAUGAACGUAAAGUUUCAAAGAUUUUUGAUUUAAAAGGUUCAAUUAGAAACCGGCAUGUUCAAUGCACUGGAAAGGAAAAUGAAGUUUUAUUGGAUGAAAAUUUACUUGAACUCAUUGUAAAUGAAAAUCCUAUAUAUCUUCGAGAACAUGCUAAAGAUUUACUUCGUAAAUCACUUGAUAAUGAUACAACAUUUUUAGCGGAUCAUAAUGUUAUGGACUAUUCACUAUUGGUCGGUUUUGAUGAUGAUAAACAGGAAUUGGUUGUUGGAAUAGUUGAUUUUAUAAGAACAUUUACAUGGGACAAGAAAUUAGAAAGUUGGGUGAAAGAAGCAGGAUUUUUGGGCGGAGGUGGUAAAGAACCAACUAUUAUUUCACCCAAACAAUAUGAAAAUAGAUUCAAAGAAGCAAUGGAAAGAUAUUUUCUUAUGGUACCUGAUAGAUGGAUUAAUUAUAGAACACAUCAAAGAUUUGAUAUAAAUCUUAUCUAUAAAUAG
Messenger RNA from Entrophospora sp. SA101, 6054 nucleotides. Lineage: Eukaryota; Fungi; Glomeromycota; Glomeromycetes; Entrophosporales; Entrophosporaceae. The record is from the annotation of a GenBank genome assembly.